Molecule: messenger RNA, 2177 nt
Organism: Phyllopteryx taeniolatus (common seadragon)
Lineage: Eukaryota; Metazoa; Chordata; Actinopteri; Syngnathiformes; Syngnathidae
Gene: dnajc21
Product: DnaJ heat shock protein family (Hsp40) member C21
Exons: 12
Coding region: 277-1962 (561 amino acids)
Cellular component (GO): cytoplasm
Molecular function (GO): zinc ion binding; nucleic acid binding
Source: RefSeq, a predicted model, not a curated record
GAGAGUUGGUUAAACGUUUGAAAGGCCGGUCACUUGCUUUGUUCGCACUUUAAACGUCUUAUAUUCAGGGAUUUAAUUGAAAACUUGUCAAGAUACAGAACAACGUUUCUUUUACUUUGUGCCGCAAAAAAAUUAUAAUUCCGCCAAAAAGUCGUGUUUUCUUACGUUAACCGACACGAAUGCCGGUAGUUAGCAUACUGCUGCUAGCUAAAUGCUAACGACGGUACAACGUGAACCUACUGAGUGUAAAUGUAAACUUUUAAUACAAGAACAACGAUGAAGUGCCAUUACGAAGUCCUGGGAGUCAAACGGGACGCAGACGACGAAGAUUUGAAGAAAGCAUAUCGUAAAUUAGCCCUGAAAUGGCAUCCUGAUAAGAAUUUGGAUAAAGCCGAGGAAGCAGCCGAGCACUUCAAGCUGAUUCAGGCAGCCUAUGAUGUCCUGGGUGACCCACAGGAGAGAGCAUGGUAUGACAAUCACAGGGAGGCUCUGCUGAAGGGCGGCCUGAGCGGCGACUACGAGGAUGACAGCAUCGACCUGUUGCAGUUCUUCACCGUCACCUGUUACUCAGGCUAUAGUGAUGACGACAAGGGUUUCUAUGCAGUCUACAGGAAUCUUUUUGAGUCUAUCGUCAAGGAAGAGAUGGAGCACGGAAAAGUGGAAGCCGACGAUGAGGACGAGGAGUUUCCGUCCUUUGGGGAUUCUCAGAGUGACUACGAUACUGUGGUCCACGCCUUCUACGGCUACUGGCAGAGUUUCUGCACGCGCAAGAACUUUGCCUGGAAGGAGGAGUACGACACGCGGCAGGCAUCCAACCGUUGGGAGAAGCGUGCCAUGGAGAAGGAGAACAAGAAGACCCGGGACAAGGUGCGCAAGGAGCGCAACGAGCUGGUACGCCAGCUCGUGGCCUUCAUGCGCAAGCGCGACCGCCGCGUGCAGGCGCAUCGCAAGGAGGUGGAAGAGCGCAACGCAGAGAAGAGCAAGAGGGCGCAGGAGCUCAGGCGCAAGCAGAAGCUCAGUCAGGCCAAGAUGGCGGAGGAGUACAAGGAGCAAAGCUGGGCGGCCCUAUCGGAGCUGGAGAAGGAGCUGCAGCAAAUGGAGGCUCAGUACGGGGAGGAGUUUGGAGAUGCUUCCGAGAGUGAGGACGAAGAGCUGGAAACACAACAGAAGACUGUUGAGGAGCGAUUAGGUCCAGAUGAAGACCAGGUAGAUCCAGAAGAUAUCAACUUUGCUUAUUAUGAUGAUCUCUACUGCCCAGCCUGCGACAAGUCCUUCAAAUCGGACAAAGCGAUGAGCAAUCACGAGAAGUCCAGAAAGCAUAAAGAGAUGGUCGCGUUGCUACGGGAACAGCUUAAAGACGAUGACUCACUCGCUCUGACCCUGGACCACCAAGAGGUUGCCGAGCAGGAAAACAAACACAUAGCGGACCAAGAUGGAGAGGAGGAGGAGGAGGAGGAGGAGGAGGAGGAGGUGGAAGAUCGACCAAGACAAAAAUUGUCCAAAAAGCAGAAGAAAAAGAAGCGGCAGCAGAAAGCAGCCAAUAGCACUCCAAUGGAGGAACAUGAAGAAGUAGAGGUGACGUCAACCACAGAUGGUAAGCAUGUCCCUGAAGAUGUCCGUGAAGAGGUUCCUGGAGAUGUUCCAGAGGAGUUGUCGGGCCCUACGGAAGCCAGGAUGGAGGACCAUCUUCCUCCCGUUGAAUCCAAGAGUUCUGUGAAGACCAAAGCCAAAAAGCCAAGUGGAAAAGAUAAACCAAAGAACAGCAAUGCACAUUCGGGAGCGGAACAACUUCCUGAGAAAAUGGUAAAGCUGCGCUGCGUGGCGUGUAAUGACGAGUUCUCCACCAGGAACAAGCUCUUUGACCACCUCAAAUCCAGCGGCCACGCCUCCGUGCUCUCCUCCAAUCCCGCACAGGCAGCCUCAGCCAACCGGAGCAAGAAAGACAAACGAAAGAACAGAUGACAACACUUUUGGUGGACUCCAAUACAAGUGGACUGGCCCGGUCAGGCAAGGAAGCCUUCCCAGGACUGGUCAGGAAUGAGCUGAAUUAAUAAUGUGUUCAAAGUAGCUGUUCUUCUUGGACAUCAUCAUGCACAGCAUGCCUUGCAUUGCAGUUCACUUCCUUUUGUCAACUCAACUUGUCAAAAAAUAAAUACAAAUGACUUGUAAUAUAUUAA